AAAAGCGCAUUUUAGGAAUCAUAAACGCACAAGGCGUAAAUUGUAAGCUACCCGCGCGACAAGACCAUCCGUUUCUCUCCUGUUAUGUUUUUACAGUACUAAACAGUUACAAAGUAACCUACAAAUAUCCAGUCAAAAUCGUGUUUGUAGCUUCUGACGCAAUACCUUCAUCGAUGCAGAAAUAAGGUUUAAGGUUUGUAAGGCCCGGAACGCCAUACAUACAUUUGGGUACAAUUCACUGCAGAAUUUCUUGUUCCUGCCAAAGUAUUUGAAGAUCCUCGUUUCACAAUUUUGAAUUGAAUUUACGAAACAACAAAUAUGGCGGAGACUCAGCCCAGCAGAUCAAGGGACCUCGACAAGCUCCUCCUCCGGCCCGGUCAUCUUGUCGGCCCGAACUUUGAACCCGGCUCCGAACUGAGAGAGGAUAUAAAAGAAUAUGUUAAAGUUUUGGUGGUGGGGGCAGGUGGGCUGGGCUGCGAGUUGCUUAAGGAUUUGGCCUUGACUGGCUUCCGGAAACUUGAUGACUUCAUGCUGAAAAAUAUUGUUGCCUAUGCAUACUCUUGUAGGCUUGAUGAUGUAGGAAAGCCAAAGGCUGAAGUAGCUGCAAAACGAGUUAUGGAAAGAGUCAGUGGUGUAAACAUCACACCACAUUUUUCUCGCAUCGAGGACAAACCAUUGGAUUUCUAUAGUGAUUUCAGCAUAAUCGUACUAGGUCUUGAUUCAAUCGAGGCUCGGAGCUACAUAAACGCAGUCGCUUGUGGUUUUCUAGAGUAUGACGAUGAUGAUAACCCUCGAGAAGAAACUGUAAAACCUAUGGUGGAUGGUGGAACUGAAGGAUUCAAAGGCCAUGCAAGGAUUAUAGUGCCGGGUACAACACCUUGUUUCGAGUGUACAAUUUGGCUUUUUCCUCCACAAGUCAAAUUUCCUUUAUGUACUCUAGCAGAAACUCCCAGAACUGCUGCUCACUGUAUCGAAUAUGCCCAUUUGAUUAAAUGGAGCGAGGUUCAUAGCGGUAAAAGUUUCGAUCCAGAUAGCCCUGAAGACAUGCAAUGGGUUUAUUCGGAGGCUGUAAAAAGGGCUGAACUUUUCGGAAUUCCGGGAGUUACAUAUUCUUUGACUCAGGGUGUGGUGAAAAAUAUAAUUCCUGCUAUAGCUUCGACCAAUGCUAUUAUCUCAGCUGCAUGUGCUCUGGAAACCUUGAAAAUCGUGUCUGGAUGCAGCAAGACGUUAUUGAAUUAUUUAACGUACAACGGAGUUGAAGGUCUCCACACAAAAGUUACAGAGUUUGUAAGAGACAAAGAAUGUCUCGUUUGUGGUCCUGGCAUUCUAAUUCAGGUGGACAAGUCUGUUACUCUGAAAAAGUUCAUUGAUCAACUGGAAGAUCGCGAGCUGCUCCUAACUAGAGUGAGCGUCACACACAGAGGACAGAAUCUGUACAUGCAGGCUCCUCCAGGAGGCGAGGAGUUGACUCGGUCAAAUCUUGAUUUACCUCUGUUUCAACUGAGGGGUGGAGUAUCGAAAGAUAUUGUUCAUGUUAAUGGCAUGGCAGGAAAAGGAGACAAGAAGCAAUCUUGUUUGAGGAAAUUAAAUGUCGUAUUCAGGGGAAUUGACGGAGUUGCUGACGUGGACAUGGCUGGUGGGGCGUAGUGUAAUUUCUCGUAUAAAUCUCGUCUUAUAAGAGGUUCGUUCUUCUCCCUUUAUUUCUCACAAAUUUCGGUAAUUUUUUGCAAGUAUAUGAUGGAUCAUCGAAAUUGUGGCCGAUUAUUGUGCCCGUAUUUCUUUGCUUUAAUGUGAGAUGAAUCGUGUCAAUUUCAUCAGAAGAAAUCGAAAUUUUUGCUUCGUCUUUUAACUGCAGAAAUUUGGUCA
Molecule: messenger RNA, 1866 nt
Organism: Erythranthe guttata (spotted monkey flower)
Lineage: Eukaryota; Viridiplantae; Streptophyta; Magnoliopsida; Lamiales; Phrymaceae
Source: RefSeq, a predicted model, not a curated record